Mucor mucedo is the source of this 2586-nucleotide messenger RNA. RefSeq lists its product as uncharacterized. Gene Ontology annotation, biological process: SCF-dependent proteasomal ubiquitin-dependent protein catabolic process. Gene Ontology annotation, molecular function: protein binding. NCBI's taxonomy places the organism in Eukaryota, Fungi, Mucoromycota, Mucoromycetes, Mucorales, Mucoraceae. Gene Ontology annotation, cellular component: SCF ubiquitin ligase complex. The transcript is spliced from 17 exons. The record is from RefSeq and is a predicted model, not a curated record. The coding region runs from base 1 to 2586 and encodes 861 amino acids.
AUGACUAUACUUGACGACAACAAUUUAGCCUACUUGCUCAGCCUAGGGUUUGAGUUGGAUCUAUGCAGACAAGCACUUUCGCAAAACUCCACCAUGGAGAAUGCAACCGAAUGGAUCUUGAACCCAAGCCGUGCACCCGUUUUAAAUUUAACGCAAACCUCUUCAAUACCCAAAAAGGCUGAAACGAAUGAUAUGGAUCUUUCAGUGCCUUAUUCCUCUGGGAGUCAUCUGAAGUUUAAGUCGCAUGAGAAUGACUUAAGAGAUAAGGCUUACGAAGAGAGUAGACGCGCUCAACAGAAAAAAUUUGAGCAAAUUGCGAACGAACUGAGAAAGGACAAAAUUAUGGAACGAGAAGCCAAGAAGAGAGCGCUUCUGGAAAUAAAAAAUGAUCAUGAAAAAAGAAAAUGCAAGGGAGGACCAAGCAAAGCAUCCUCUCUACCUGUAAAUAAAACGUUGACUGAAAGAGAACGCAUGCAGAUAGAAUUAAAAAAAAAGAAGAAGUUAGAACAAGAACAAAAGCAACGUGUUUUGGAAGAUAUCCAAAACGAUAAAAAUGAUAAAAAAGAUAAAAGAUCAAAAUUAUCCUCUACCUCUUUUACCACCACACUGAGCACCCCUCAGAAAGCUAACGCCAUCGAAGCCUUUAUACAGUUUAAAUUAUCAGAUGCCUCCACAAUACGACAAAAAUUUCCCCUUACUGCUAGAGUCAAAGAUUUACUUGAAUUCAUAUUUGAAAAAGAGCUUGUAUUACAUAAUGCUAUUACUAUUAAUAAUAUAUCAUUAGUUUGUGUUUUCCCAAGAAGGGUGUUUACUUUGGAUGAUGGGGCAUUAGACAUGAAAGAAGCCAACUUUUUGCCAAAUGUCUCUUUAAAUGUGUUACUAGCACCAACAUCACCUCCAGAAGUUACACAGGAGGACACUAUAGAUAAUACAGAUGAGCAUAAUAUGGACGGCAUCGCUGAGAGUGACUCGGAUGAUGAAUCAAACUCUAUGAUCGACACUUAUAUACCAGCGUUCAACUCUCUACUUCCUCCUCUAAUUGCUCGCCACAGAAGAUCAUAUGGACCUGAGACUAGUGGUGGUCAUCAACUGACUGAUUUAUCGCCACCAGUUGAAGAGAUAGCUGAGACAACUGAGACUGUACAUGUCGAAGAAAAUGCAGCAGAUUUAGAUAGGAGGGAAAAUAUGGCACUGGCUGCUGAGCAACGAAUAGCUGGAUUACUUACACAGCAUACGAGUAGUGCCAAUCGCUAUUUGAAAAGCCUAUCGUGUAUUUCUGCAGAUAUAGCAGAAUCUUUACUGAAGUAUCUCAUCAAGAAUGGGAAAUUAAAUGUUACUACCUUGCGAAAAUUGGCCGAUCAUUGCUAUCUACAGAAUGUGAUUUUUGACUCGUACUCAUAUUGCACAGAUUCUCUGAUUGAAGAUUUAAGCAAGUCAAAUUCUUCCGCAUCCAUCACAAAACUCAGUCUUCGAGGCUGUGAAUUAAUUACGGAUGGGGCUAUUCGGUCUUUGGAAGGGUUGAAGAAUCUAACCUAUUUGGACUUAAAUAAUUGCAAGGUCACGGAUAAAGGAUUAAAAUCACUUGAGAAGUUACCCUAUCUUUCUUACUUGAACUUAUCAAAAACAAAAAUUACUAAUACGGGCAUUGCAUCCAUGGUAGGAAAUGCCAAAUUCAAACCAGAACUGCAAAUGUUAUUAUUGGACGGAUGUACACGUGUGAAGUCAUGUGGUAUAUUAAUUCCAAUUGUCAAUGAAUUUAUAAACCUUAUUCAACUAUCUUUUGCAUAUACAACGCCCGGUAGCAUACUUGAAGACCAACAACUAACUAAUAAGAACAUCCGUCUCGAACAGCUGGAUAUCAACCACACAUGUUUCAAUGACCAGGACUUGAUUGGGACAAUCAGUCAGUUCAAAAGUCUCGUGGAGUUAAAGCUAGGUGGAUGUGAAGAGUUGACCACGAGGGGUUUAUCCUUUUUACCCAGAGAAUUGAGGAAUCUCAGGCACAUUCAAUUUCCCAAUCGUGAGCAUGAAUUAGAUAGCGUCCUACACAGAUACAAAGAUUUACCCAUUGAGUACUUGGAUUUGAGUGGAUUUUUGAAUAUCACAGACGAGGGAGCAGAGAAUAUUGCAUUUAUGAAACACCUGCGUUAUUUAAAUUUAAACGGAACAAAAGUGACAGAUAAAGGAAUCAGUCAAUUUGAGAACUUGAUUGAAUUGGAUACGCUUUAUUUGGAUCGUACAUUAUUGACAGAUGUCGGGCUUAGAAAAUUACAAGGACUUUCUAAACUGGAAACACUUUCUUUGAGUCGCACUAAAAUUACCAAUGACGGAUUAUGCAUGCUAGGAGAUUUCGAACAAACAAGCUUUGCACGUAAUUUGAGAACUCUAAACCUUGCGCAAUGUACACUUGUUACAGAUAAAGGUGUAAGAGGGAUAGCCGGCAUGCUGAAUCUCACUAAUCUUAAUUUGGAUCAUACAGGUGUGGGCAAGUCCUGUUUGAAGUAUUUAAAAGACUUGAAGAACCUGAACCUUGUAAGGCUACAAGGUAUUGAAAAAGAAGAGGAUGACACGAUGGAUAAUGAAUAA